Molecule: messenger RNA, 4275 nt
Organism: Solea senegalensis (Senegalese sole)
Lineage: Eukaryota; Metazoa; Chordata; Actinopteri; Pleuronectiformes; Soleidae
Product: serine/threonine-protein kinase 35-like
Exons: 3
Coding region: 153-1364 (403 amino acids)
Biological process (GO): autophagosome organization; autophagy; axon extension
Cellular component (GO): cytoplasm; autophagosome
Molecular function (GO): protein serine/threonine kinase activity; ATP binding
Source: RefSeq, a predicted model, not a curated record
CCCAACUCUUUGACCUAUAUUCGAACGUUGCUCAGCAACUUUUCUUAGCUAGGGUCGUUUUGGCGUUAAGUGGACGGGACACUACACGCGUUGACAACAUGUGAAUAUUUUUCUCCCCGGGAUUUAAAUCUUACAAAUAUUCUCUGACACGCAUGGAUACGGUUGGUGACAACCGGCGGAGACGAACAAGGAGCGCGCGAGAGUGCUGUGGACGACACGCCGGAGCACGAGCUGACGAGUACGGUGUGCUGCGGUGUCUGAGUGUGGGAAACACGGAAGAGGACCAUGACAUGGCGGAGGACGACGGCUCUUUUAAGCAGGGCGGCCAACUGGAACGGAGGGUCAUGGCUCCCCGCUAUAGCUUGCUGCGGGAGGUUGGGAGGGGAACGUAUGGCGUGGUGUACGAAGCGGUGGCUCGGAGGUCCGGUGCUAAAGUCGCUGUGAAGAAAUUGCGUUGCGACGCGCCGGAAAACGUGGAGCUCGCUCUGCAGGAGUUCUGGGCGCUGGCGAGUCUGGAGAAACGGCACCAAAACGUGGUGCAGCUGGAGGAGUGUGUUCUGCAGAGGAACGGUAUGGCCCAGAAAAUGAGCCAUGGCAACAAACGGUCCAAACAGUACCUGCGCCUGGUGGAAACUUCACUGAAAGGUGAGCGAGUGCUCAGUCCUCCAGAGGAGCCAUGUUAUCUCUGGUUCGUCAUGGAGUUCUGUGAAGGUGGUGACCUCAAUCAGUUCAUCCUGUCUCGGCAGCCAGACCCACAAACCAACAACAGCUUCAUGCUCCAGUUGACCAGUGCUGUUGCAUUCCUGCAUGAAAAUAGCAUCGUCCACAGAGACCUUAAGCCUGACAACAUCCUAAUCUCUGAGAGGUCAGGGACCCCAGUCCUUAAGGUGGCUGACUUUGGCCUCAGUAAAGUUUGUGCUGCUUUGAGUAAUACAAGGGUAGGCAAAGAAAGUGAAGAUAAGAACAAAAAUGUCAAUGUCAACAAGAUUUGGUUGUCUUCAGCAUGUGGCUCUGACUUUUUUAUGGCUCCUGAAGUAUGGGAGGGCCACUACACAGCUAAGGCAGACAUAUUUGCCUUGGGCAUCAUCAUCUGGGCCAUGUUGGAAAGAAUUACUUUCAUUGAUGCUGAAUCAAAGCGAGAGCUUCUUGGAAUGUAUGUUAGACACGGAGCAGAUAUUGUGCCAGUUGGCGAAGCAUUGCUAGAGAAUCCAAAGAUGGUACUGAACAUCCCACAGAAACGCAGGUCGUGCAUGUCUGAUGGAGUGAAGAAGCUGCUUCAGGACAUGCUCGCUGCAAAUCCUCAGGACCGGCCUGAUGCUUUUGAGCUGCAGGCCAGAAUGGACCAGGUUAUGUGUGCUGCAUGACCCACAGCCAGGCUGUUCUACAGACACACAUUUAUUCCUGGAGCUGCUACGUCACUAAGGGGUCUCCCUGUGUUGAUGGAAAGACUGUGAAUAUGAGGAGAAUCAAAGGAAAGCAGCUAAUGGCUUUCCACAUCAAGAAUGACACCAUACACCAACGCAAGUGGUGGCUCCACCCACACCACAGCUAUAACUACAAGAGUGGUGUGAGUGAGUGAUAUGGCUGGGAUUAUAUUGGGAGCAAUUUGAUGAACAAUAGAAAACACUGACAAUCAAAAUUCAUCUGAAUGUACAGGGCAGAUGGCAAGAGAAUCUCCUCCCUCUGUUCAAUAAAACAAAUGCUAACUUGAACAUGGAUCUCUUAGGUAAAAUCAGACUCACACUCAGUCAGUGGUGUUGUGUUGUUAACAGAAGCUAGGGUAUGUUUGAGGCUCUGACAGCUGCAGCUGUUCACAGAAUGCCAUCAUUCGUCAUUGUGGAUGCUCACGUCACAAUCAUUGGAUAUGUUAGGUGUAGACGGCCCUCCACUCCUGCAGUUUAGAUGCUAGGUUUUUGUUUGUUUUGAAGUUGUUUACUAUGUGAGCGCUUUUCCAUACUGUCGGUCCUUCCCUGGAUACUCGCAUAAAGUGAGAAACGUUUUCUCUAUGAGUGGGAAGCUUGAUUAAUCUGAUGAAGCUGCUACACCUCCAUCGACUUGUGGAGAAAUUUUCAGAAAACAUGUGACAUUGGCGCUGAACUACAGUGACUCUUAUUUGAAGCAAGUUAAUUGUGCAUGUAUGUACAAUGUACAUGAUCAGGGCUGACGUGUUGAAGAAUGUCGGGAGAAAUACAAAAUCUCAAUCGAUCCAUUUAUCUCAGAUCACUUCUAAAUAUGAAUAGGUUCUUUCGGUCAUGCCUCACCCCUCCACUAAAAUGUAUUGGAUUGAUUCAUUGGUUUGUUUAUUGUCCUGCUGACAGAAACAAACGGUGUUUAAAAAAAAAAUACAGAUGGACACUGCUGCUGGUAACCUUCAUGAGGUGGAGGUUUCAUGGUGCUGUGUGCAUUGGUGUUUGUGUUGCCCUAGUCAACAGUUUUGUCUAAUAACUGGAAAUGGUGUCACUGUCUGUUGUGUUGGCUUUGAAUUUCUUCUGACAUUGUUUGGUUUAAAGGCUAAAACAUGUGAGUCAUGGUUAGCUAUUUAAAGUGGUGUCACUGGACUUGAUUAGCCAAUAUUAACAUUAUUUACUUACUUUGUCAUUUUGUCUGCUAAGAAGUCUGUUUAAAGGGAUUAAUGAAAACAACUUUUCAAACAGUACCACCAUUUAUUUCCACAGUCAUGUAGUAGAUGCAACACAUUUUGACAUCAAUUAAUUUGCCUAUUUUAAUCUACUACCUGUCCGAAGGGCAAAACAGUCCUUCCAUUCAGUCCAACUGCCUCCUAGAAGAUGUUAGUGGAGUUUCUCAUGGACCUCAUCUGAUAGCAGGAAUGUCGAAUCUUGUAAACUAAUUUUCAACGUUUUGCACAAGCAUACAUGUGGAAACAUAAAUGCAUCCCAGACUAAAAAGAUGUGAUGAGAGAAUGUUCUAAUGUAGCUUUCAACCUGACCUUUAUUUGCCUUUUGAUGAGAAACCAGAGAUUCUCUGGAAAUCUUAUUUAAUUUAAACGUUAACUCUGCACCUUUUACAUUUAAUUAUUUUUUUAGACCUGUGGUGCAUUGAAACUAACAAGUUGAAACUAUUUUUAUUUGGCACUGCAGAUACAUUAACCAGGCUAUUUUUUUUUUUUUCCAGUUUGACACAUUUAUUUGCUGAGUGAAAUCAGGGUUUUGAAGGAAAAUGAACCGACUUGAUGUUUGACUAUAAGUGCCAUUCAUGUUUAAGGAGCAGAGCUGCAGCCUGAUUACACCAUAUUUAAGGUGCAUCAUGGUUUCCUGAACUGUUUUGAACAGCGUUUGAGUCGCUUCUCGAUGAAAAUCAAUCACGGCGAUGCCUGUGAUCAGAAAUGGAAAAUUAGUGAAAAACUAUUUCCCAUGUACUGUUGGCAUAUUUGUACAAUGAACCACAGCUGAAUGUUUUUGGUUUGCCCUGUAACCGCCCUUUUGAAUUGCUCUACCUCAGUCUGUUUUACCUUUUCUUUACUGAGCCAUUGUUUGAUUUGCUAAGACAUUCCUCAGGCAGAAUUGAAACUGGCACGUGCUUAAACCUCAUGUUGUCACAGUAUGUGUCAGGUGUGCCCAGUUUUCCUUUUGGUGAUGAUGUGUUUCUUAAGUAUUGUAUAGGCACCACAGCCAAUUGACUGUGUUACUGCUUCAUUGUGAGAAGAUGGGUUUACACGUAUAAACAUGUUUACAUGCGUCAUGCUCAGCACGGCUAUGAUGUUCUUUGGUUAAAAGCUUGAAUGAACCUCUGUGAAUAAGGCCCCUCAAAUCACCUCCUUUGUUUCGAGAAUGAAUGAACAUGUAUGCUGGGUAGAAACUGGAGUUUAGUGUAUGGUGAUGUGUUCAUAAAUGUAUUCAGAUUUCUGAGGAAUUAAAUUUUUUCCUUUAGUUAAGAGGAAUAUAUUUAAAAUGUCCAUGUAACUGGCUCUGGAUGCUUCCCUUUGUUGUUGGGGUAAUGUUCUUGUUGGUCUGUACAGCAGCACUGUCUUUGACACACUGUUAAACACUGGUUUUCACAGGCAGCACUCAUCUAUGCAACACUGCCUCUCUGGUUACACUGUGAAACAAUGCAGGUCUGGCUCACUUUGUUUUAGUCAUCAGCUUCUCACAGUGACUGGCACUAGACACUCACAUCUUGUGUUUUGUCUUGGUGGAUAAUGACAGAAUCCGCAAUCCUUGGUUCGACACAUAAGCAAAGCCGUUUGCUUGAAUGUAAACAUGUUUUUAUUUCUGACUGUAUCUGAGGUCUGUUUGAAUAAAGGUUGUAAUCACCUCA